CAUUUAAAUAGGCCUCCAUGCGCAAUUUGUCUUAUAAAAUACUGUUAGAUUGAUAAAACAUGAUAAGAUAAAACAGAUCAAUUAUCAAGGUCCUAUGCGAAGAUCUCACGUACAGUUUUAUUGUGUAUGAAUAUUUAUGUCUGUUCAUUGCGUGUAAUAAAUCAAUAUUUCCGGAGGAUUGUUUUAAUACAACACAGAUUUUUCGUCAUUAUUCGUAUAAUUACACGUUUAGAGGUGUUAUCUGAUCGCUCAAUGGCAACACCCACAUGAACAAGUUGUUAUAAAUAUCACAUUUUGCGUAUCAGGAAAAAUGGAUAACAAGUGAAAUAGUAACAAACUUCGCAUUUUAAUAUUCUCUGACGGGUACUUCAGAAUAAGCUCUGCGAUUGCAAUGACUGGUAGAAGAUACACCAAGCGUAAGAGAUAAAUCAACGAGAUAGCAUAGAUUCACGUCCGUUCUCUUUACAAAAGAAUCACAUCGCGAAGACGUAUCUUGUAUCAGAAGGUGUACUCCGAGAAAGAGCGAGAGAAGACCUUCAGUUGACGCCUGAUGGGGAACGCGCCGCGGAACUGAUCGUUGUCCUCGGAAUCACGAGCGAUUCAAGUGAAAAACACGAGGUAUAGUUGCAGGAGGCACAGUGCUCACUCGUGCCUUUUCCUGACAAGGUCGUAAUCGAUGCGUGUACCGUUCACACGUUUAACGGGGUGUGCGGAAAUGGCGCGAUAUAUCGAAGAGGUCUAUUAUGAAACUGCAAUUAAAUUGACACGCGAAGCUGCCCAGAUUCUCCGGAGUUUCAUCGACAGUCCCAAGAACGUCAACGAGAAAUUAGGUGACUGGGACCUCGUUACCGAGUACGACCGUAAGAUAGAGGACGUUAUUGUCAGCAAACUUAAAAGCGCAUUCCCGAGUCACAAAUUUAUCGCGGAAGAAUCGACUGGUAAGGAACUACCUGAAUUGACAGAUAGUCCUACGUGGAUCAUAGAUCCUAUCGACGGCACCACGAACUUCGUUCACGGAUUUCCGCACACAUGCGUAGUAAUCGGUUUAGCCAUCAAGAAGGAAAUGGUCCUUGGUAUCGUGUACAAUCCCAUUCUCGAGCAACUGUUUACGGCUAGGAAAGGACGAGGCGCGUUUUUGAACGGGAAGCCGAUUCGAGUAUCCAAAAUCGAAGAUUUGUCGAAAGCUUUGGUUUGCAUGGAAUGCGGCUUCAUGAAAAUAGACGAUAUGCGGGAGAAGAUGGUGGAGAGAGUCCAAGCUAUCGUUAAGGCAGCUCAAGGUAUUCGCACACUCGGUGUGGCGGCAUUAACGCUGUGCUACGUCGCUUUGGGAAUCGUGGAAGCUUACCAUAUCGAAGGCCCUGGCAUUUCGACAUGGGAUAUAGCCGCAGCGUCUUUGAUCAUUUCGGAAGCGGGAGGCGUCGUUGUGGAUCGCGUAACGGGUGAACCGAUCGACAUCAUGAAGCCGCGAGCUAUAGCCGCGUGUAACGAGAAUAUCGCUCGCGACGUCGGCAGGAUCAUUCGCGAGGCCGAUCUACGGGUGAACGCGAGAACAAAGCACGCAAACGUUAGUAACACAAUAGACGUAUCUAACUUUGUAUGAGGAAUUGUCUAUCGGACCGUUCAUAAAUUUCGAAUUACUAUGUAUCAAAAGGAAAUGACAGGAAAAUUCCUGCUUCUUGUAUGAGCAACGUUAGCAUUGUUAUAUAAUUACAUAAUCUAUCAAAAACACAUUUACGCGUUUACUCGAUAAUAACUCAAAGUCUAUGUAUCUGAUAUAUCUGUAAGAAUAAAUAACUGUAGCAGUUCAUAAGUAAUCGCUCGUAAAAAAAUGUAAACACAAUUGGGUAAAACUGCAUAAAAGGUAACACCUCACCGAUUUUUUUUUAAAUAUGUUAUAGAAAAUGAAA
Molecule: messenger RNA, 1907 nt
Organism: Odontomachus brunneus
Lineage: Eukaryota; Metazoa; Arthropoda; Insecta; Hymenoptera; Formicidae
Product: inositol monophosphatase 2-like
Exons: 8
Coding region: 677-1600 (307 amino acids)
Biological process (GO): inositol metabolic process; phosphatidylinositol phosphate biosynthetic process; signal transduction
Molecular function (GO): inositol monophosphate 1-phosphatase activity
Source: RefSeq, a predicted model, not a curated record